AUGGCAGCUCAGCAACGCCGGGAGAUGACUUUGUGCUCCUUUUGCCGGGAGCCCUUCAAGACCUUGCUGUCCUUCACGGGGUGCAAGCAUCGGAUCUGCAGCUCUUGCGCCAGCUGGCUCCAUGCGGGCGCAGCCGGACGAUGCCCUCGGUGCUGCCUGCUCCCUUCGGCGGGGAAAGGCGGCAAGGACAAGGGAUGGGUGGAUGGAGAAGGGCUUGGAAGCCGGCCGGCAGAGCCCGCUGAGGAGAAGUGCCAAGAGCACCAGGAAGCCCUGGAGAUGUUCUGCGUGGAGGACCGGAGCCCCGUCUGCCGGCGCUGCGCCGAGUCGCAGGCUCACCGCGCCCACGCUGCUGUUCCCCUCGAGGAGGCUGCCGAGGAGUACAAGCUGAAGCUGGAGGCGGCGGCGAAACUCCUGCAGCAGCAGAAGGUGGAAGUGCAGAGCUUGAAAUUCCAGGAGGAGGAGAAGCUGGCCAAGUGGGAGGCAAGUGUCACCCUCUCCGAGCGGUUUCGCGUUGUCCCGCAGGAUUUCGGAGCGGUCCGGCACGUGCCGUGGUUUCGGGAGCUUGCUUGGAAUAAAACUUCCAGAGAGAGCGAGAAGAUCAAGAAGGAGUUUGAGAAGCUGCACAACUUCUUGGAUGAAGACGAGGAGAAGCUCCAGCGGCGGCUGAAGCGGGAGAAGAAAGGCACGGCCGCCAAGCUACGCGGCAACGUCGCCCAGAUGACCAAGCAGAGCCAGGCACUGGGUGACCUCAUCGAUGAGAUCAACAAGAGGUGCCGGCAGCCGGCUCCGGGGCUGCUGAAGGACGUGGAAAGCUUGCUGAGCAGGAGCGCAAAUAUCCAGGUGCAGAAACCGGCAGCUGUUCCUGCCGAGCUGCGGGGUGCCUACGACGUUCCCACCGGCGGCAUUUUUGAGUUUCUAAAGCGAUUUAAAGUGGACAUGACCUUGGACCCAGCCUCCGCUCACCCCAGCCUCCUCCUGUCCGAGGACGGCAGGAGCGUGAGUCACGGGGGCGCGCGGCAGGACCUGCCGGACCACCCCGAGAGAUUUGACCCUUACGUCUUCGUGCUGGGAUCGCUGAGGAUCGCAUCGGGGAAGUGCUACUGGGAGGUGGAGGUGGGAGACAAGCCCGAGUGGGACAUCGGGGUGUGCAGGGAGGCCGUGAAGAGGAAGGGGAAAGGUCCUCUCUCCCCGCCGGCGGGCUUCUGGAGGAUGUGGUUGAGGAACAGCAACCAGUACAAGGUCUUGAUCUCCCACCCCAUCACCCUUUCCAUCCGAGCAAAGCCCAGGAGAGUGGGGAUCUACCUGGAUUACGAAGGUGGAGAAGUGACCUUCUACAACGCCACCGACCAGACCCACCUCUACACCUACAGCGGGGCCUUCGCCAGCGUCCUGCGACCCUUCUUCAGCCCCGGUUUGGCCCAAGGAGGGAAGAACGCCGAGCCCCUCGUGGUCUGCCCGGCCACGGAGCAGGGAUGA
Messenger RNA from Pelecanus crispus (Dalmatian pelican), 1476 nucleotides. NCBI's taxonomy places the organism in Eukaryota, Metazoa, Chordata, Aves, Pelecaniformes, Pelecanidae. The record is from RefSeq and is a predicted model, not a curated record.